This is a messenger RNA of Sesamum indicum (sesame), 5370 nucleotides long. The record is from the annotation of a RefSeq genome assembly. NCBI's taxonomy places the organism in Eukaryota, Viridiplantae, Streptophyta, Magnoliopsida, Lamiales, Pedaliaceae.
AUGAUUUUUCAAUCUUUUCUACUAGGUAAUCUAGUAUCCUUAUGCAUGAAGAUAAUCAAUUCGGUCGUUGUGGUCGGACUCUAUUAUGGAUUUCUGACCACAUUCUCCAUAGGGCCCUCUUAUCUCUUCCUUCUCCGAGCUCAGGUUAUGGAAGAAGGAACCGAGAAGAAGGUAUCAGCAACAACUGGUUUUAUUACGGGACAGCUCAUGAUGUUCAUAUCGAUCUAUUAUGCGCCUCUGCAUCUAGCAUUGGGUAGACCUCAUACAAUAACUGUCCUAGCUCUACCAUAUCUUUUGUUUCAUUUCUUCUGGAACAAUCACAAACACUUUUUUGAUUAUGGAUCUACUACCAGAAAUUCAAUGCGUAAUUUCAGCAUUCAAUGUGUAUUCCUGAAUAAUCUCAUUUUUCAAUUAUUCAACCAUUUCAUUUUACCAAGUUCAAUGUUAGCCAGAUUAGUCAACAUUUAUAUGUUUCGAUGCAACAACAAGAUGUUAUUUGUAACAAGUAGUUUUGUUGGUUGGUUAAUUGGUCACAUUUUAUUCAUGAAAUGGCUUGGAUUGGUAUUAGUCUGGAUACGGCAAAAUCGAUCUAUUAGAUCGAAUAAGUACAUUCGAUCUAAUAAGUACCUUCUAUCAGAAUUGAGAAAUUCUAUGGCUCGGAUCUUUAGUAUUCUCUUAUUUAUUACCUGUGUUUACUAUUUAGGCAGAAUACCGUCACCCAUUCUUACUAAGAAACUGAAAGAAACCUCAAAAACGGAAGAAAGGGUGGAAAGUGAGGAAGAAAGGGUGGAAAGUGAGGAAGAAAGAGAUGUAGAAAUAGAAACAGCUUCCGAAAUGAAGGGGACUAAACAGGAACAAGAGGGAUCCACCGAAGAAGAUCCUUCCUUUUUUUCGGAAGGAAAGGCGGAUCCAAACAAAAUCGAUGAAACGGAAGAAAUCCGAGUCAAUGGAAAGGAAGAUGAAUUCCACUUUCGAUUUACAGAGACAGGCUAUAAAAAUAGACCCGUUUCUCAAGAGUCUUAUCUGAUGAAUAUCAAUGAAAAUCAUGACAAUUCAAGAUUCAAAAUAUUUGAUAAACCUCUUGUGACUCUUCUUUUCGAUUGGAAGCGAUGGAAUCGACCAUUUCGCUACAUAAAAAAUAAUAAAUUUGACAAGGCUGUCCGAAAUGAAAUGUCACAAUAUUUUUUUGACGUAUCCAAAAGUGAUGGAAAAGAAAGAAUCUCUUUUACAUAUCCCACUAGUUUAUCAAUUUUUUUUGAAAUGAUAAAAACAAGGAUAUCCCCGCGUACACUCGAAAAAGCUUCAUCUAAUGAACUCUACAACCCUUGGGUUUAUAUCAACAAACAAAAAGAAAUAAAUUUCAACAAGGAGUUUCUAAAUCGAAUUGAAGCUCUAGACAAAAAAUCUAUUUCUUUGAAUAUACUCGAAACAAGGACUCGAUUGUGUAAUGACGAUUAUACAAAAGAAUACUUAUCAAAAAGCUAUGAUCCUUUCUUGAACGGAUCAUAUCGGAGAACAAUCUACAUUUCGCCUUCAAUUCUAAAAAAAACUUUUAUCGAAAAUUUCAUAGAGAAAUUUGGGAUAAAUCGGAUUCAUGGUAUCCUUCUUCCGAAUACUGAUUACCAAGAAUUUGAAGAGAAAGUAAAUAGAUUUGAUAAAAAACCAUUAUCAACAGAAAUUGUUGAUUUCUUAACUUUCAUCAGUAAAUUUGUUAGAGAAUCAGAAUCCACCAAUCCUAAUGAUGAAAAAAUUAACACAAAAUCGAUUAGAAUAAAAGAAAUCAGUAAAAAAGUCCCUCGAUGGUCAUACAAAUUAAUUACCGAAUUAGAACAAGAAUCGGGAGAACAUCAAGAAGGCGUACCAGUAGAUCAUGAAAUUCGUUCAAGAAAAGCCAAACAGGUAGUAAUUUUUACUGAUAUCAAGCAGGACACUGAUACUAAUACUAAUACUAAUACUACGGAUACUAAUACGCCCGAUGAAACAGACGAGGUGACUUUGAUACGCUAUUCACAACAAUCAGACUUUGAGCGAGAUAUAAUCAAAGGUUCUAUGCGGGCUCAAAGGCGUAAAAUAGUUAUUUGGAAAUUGUUUCAAACAAAUGCGCAUUCCCCUCUUUUUUUGGACAGAAUCAAAAAAUUGCAUCUUUUUUCUUUUGAUAUCUCCGGGUUGAUUAAACUAAUUUUUAGAAAUUGGUUGGGGAAAGGAAAAGCAUUCAAAAUUGUAGAGUAUACAGAAAAGCAAGCAAAAAUGGAAGAGCAAGCAAAAAUAGAAGAAAAAAAAUGGAAGAACAAAAUAAAAGAAGAGAAGAACAAAAUAAAAGAGCAAGCGCGAAUAGAGAUAGCAGAGUUCUGGGAUACCGUUCUUCCAUUUUCGCAAGGAAUAAGAGGUUGCAUGUUACUAACUCACUCUAUUUUUAGAAAAUAUAUUCUAUUCCCUUCAUUGAUAAUUGCGAAAAAUAUUGGACGUAUAUUCCUAUUUCAACGUCCUGAGUGGUCUGAGGAUUUCCAGGAAUUGAAUAGAGAGAUGCAUGUUAAAUGUACCUAUAAUGGUGUUCCAUUAUCCGAAACAGAAUUUCCGAGAAAUUGGUUGACAGACGGUAUUCAGAUAAAAAUAUUAUUUCCUUUCUGUCUGAAACCUUGGCACAAAUCGAAACAACGAUCCUCUCAGAAAGAUCUAAUGAAAAAAGAAAAAGAUGAUUUUUGUUUUUUAACAAUUUGGGGAAUGGAAGCUCAAGUUCCUUUUGGGUCGCCCCGACAACGACCUUCCUUUUUUAAACCCAUUUUUAAGGAACUCAAAAAAAAAAUUGGAAAAUUAAAAAAUAAGUAUUUUCGAGCUCUAAUAGUUCUCAAAGAAAAAACAAAAUUACUUGAAAAAGUUUCAAAAGAAACAAAACAAUGGGUUAUGAAAAGUGUUAUUUUUAUAAAAAAAAUAAUAAAAGAACUUUCAAAAGUAAAUCCAAUUUUAUUAUUUCGAUUAAGCGAAGUAGAAGUAUAUGAAUCGAGUGAAAUUAAAGAAGAAAAAGAUUCCAUAAUCAGCAAUCAGAUGAUUCACGAAUCAUUUAGUCAAAUUGCAUCUCCGAGUUGGACAAAUUCUUUAUUGACAGAAAAAAAAAUCAAGGAUCUGACUGAUAGAACAAGUACAAUUCGAAAUCAAAUAGAAAGAAUCACAAAAGAGAAAAAAAAAGUAACUCUAAGAAUAAAUAAUCUUAGUCCUAACAAAACAAGUUAUAAUGCUAAAAGAUUCGAAAAAUGGCAAAUAUUAAAAAGAAGAAAUGCUCGAUUAAUCUCUAAACUACCCCUUUUUUUAAAAUUUUUCAUUGAAAGAAUAUACACAGAUAUAUUUUUAUCUAUGAUUAAUAUUCCCAGAAUGAAUACAGAACUUUUUCUUGAAUCAACAAAAAAAAUUAUUGAUAAAUCGAUUUACAAUAAUGAAAGAAACCAAGAAAGAAUUAAUAAAAAAAAGAAAAAUCCAAUUCCGUUUAUUUCGACUAUAAAAAAGUCACUUGAGAAUAUUAGUAAUAGUAAAAGAAAUUCACAUAUUUUUUAUGACCUAUCUUACGUGUCCCAAGCAUAUGUAUUUUUCAAAUUAUCACAAAUCCAAGUUAGUAACUCGUAUAAAUUCAGAUCUGUUCUUCAAUAUCAAGGGCUCCCUUUUUUUCUUAAGCCUGAAAUAAAGGAUUCUUUUGAAACACAAGGAAUGGUUCUUUCGAAAUUAGGGGAUAAGAAACUUCGGAGUUAUGAAAUGAAUCAAUGGAAAAAUUGGUUAAGAGGACAUUAUCAAUACGAUUUAUCUGAGAUCAGAUGGUCUAGAUUAAUACCAGAAAAAUGGCGAAAUAGAGUUCAUCGGCGUCGUAUAGCUAAAAAGGAAAAUUUAAGAAAAUGGCAUUCAUAUGAAAAAGACCAAUUAAUUGAUUCCAAAAAACAAAAAGAAUUUAAAGGAUAUUCAUUAUCUAAUCACAAAGAAAAUUUUCAAAAAUACUAUAGAUAUGAUCUUUUAUCAUAUAAAUUUCUUAAUUAUGAAAAUAAAACGGAAUGCUUUUUUUAUAGAUCUCCGUUUCAAGGAAAGGUCGAUAUUCUAUAUAUGAAAAAAAAGGCCGAUAGAAAAUAUUUUGACUGGAAAAUUAUUGAUUUUCAUCUUAGACAAAAAGUCGAUAUUGAGGCCUGGAUCACGAUCGAUCCCAAUAGGAAUCAAAAUACUCAAAUUCGUACUAAUAUUUCUCAAAAAAUUCCGAAAAAAGAUCUUUUUUAUCUUAUGAUUCCAGAAAUCAAUCCACCAAACUCCCCAAAAGGAUUUUUGGAUUGGAUGGGAAUGAAUGAAAAAAUUCUAAAGCGUACCAGUUCGAAUCUCGAACUUUGGUUCUUCCCAGAAUUUAUGUUACUUUAUAAUUCAUAUAAAACGAAACCCUGGUUUAUACCAAGCAAAUUACUUCUUUUAAAUUUGAAUCAGACUGAAAAUCAAAAUAGUAGUGAAAAUAAAAAGAUCAAUGAAAAGGAAAAAGGAAGUUUUUUGAUAGCAUCAAAUAAAAAACAGCGAAAUCAAGAAGAAAAAGAACCCACAAGCGGAAGAAAUCUUGGCCCCGCUCUCUCACAACAAAAAGAUAUUGAAGAAAAUGAUGCAAGAAAAUCAGACCUGAAAAAAGGGAAAAAGAAAAAAAGCAUCGCGGAAGCAGAACUAGAGUUGUUGCUGAAAGGUUAUUUGCUUUUUCAAUUGAGAUGGUACGGUACUUUGAAUGAAAGAAUGAUCGAUAAUAUCAAGGUAUAUUGUUUCCUCCUUAGACUGAUAGAUCCAAGAAAAAUGACUCUAUCCUCGAUUCAAACGAAAGAAAUGAGUUUACAGCUUCUGCUGAUGCAUAAGAAUUUAACUCUUACAGAAUUGAUGAAAAAGGGAGUAUUGAUUAUAGAACCCAUUCGUUUGUUUGGAAAAAAAGAUGGACAAUUUAUUAUGUAUCAAACCAUAGGUAUUUCGUUGGUUCAUAAGAAUAAGCACCAAACCAAUCUAAAAUACCAAGAGCAAAGAUAUCUUUCUAAGAAUCGUUUUGAUUUACUUGUUCCUGAAAAUAUUUUAUCGUUUAGACGUCGUAGAAAAUUGAGAAUUCUAAUUUGUUUCAAUUCAAAGAAUAGAAAUGAUGUAGAUAGAAAUCCAGUAUUUUGGAACGGAAAGAACGUAAAAAACAGCAGCCAAGUUUCACAUGACAAUAGCCAUCUUGAUAGAGAGAAAAAUCCAUUAAUGAAAUUAAAGCUCUUUCUUUGGCCUAAUUUUCGAUUAGAAGAUUUAGCUUGUAUGAAUCGUUAUUGGUUUGAUACCAAUAAUGGCAGUCGUUUCAGUAUGUUAAGGAUACAGAUGUAUCCACGAUUGAAAAUUCGUGGAUAA